AAUCAACCGGCUCAAAUUAGAAAAUGAGAAAGAAAUAACACAACCCACUCCCGUUUCUCUCCACAACCAUGGGUUGACGUCUAACUCUCAAGCCUUUCCCAAUUAUCAAUGGCGAUUCCGAAAACCCUAAAUCCAGCAAUCCCCUUUCUCAUCAUCCUCUCAACUCUACUCCUCUCCAGAGAAGCAAGAACUGACACGAAUAAUGUGUUCUUUCCGUGCGGUGAUACGAAGGUGCAGAAGAAGGAUGGCUUCGCAUUGGGUAUCGUGUUCGGUUCAAGGUCGGCCUUCUUCUCCAGCAACAACAAUUCCGUUCAGCUGUCUCCGUGCGACAGUCGCCUCUCGAUCUCCAACGGAAACUCCCAGGUCACUGUUUUCCACCCCAAAGUGGACGAGAUCUCAUUUCUCACGAUCAAUACCUCCAGCUUCUUCCCGUCGGCCAACUGCAUUGCAAGACAAGACCAGGGAGAGUGACGAGGAUGAUGUCCAUGAUAGGGAUUAUGAUGUUGCAGCUCUUGCAAAUAAUUUAAGCCAAGCAUUCAGAUACAAUGCUACGCAAUUACUUGACAGGAAAUCAAAUCGAGAAAACAUUCAGAGCUGGAAGUAAGGUUCUAAACAAAAGUUGGAAAGCUGACAUAAGUGACUCUUGGAAAAGCUAGAGAAUUGGGAUCCGGUAGCUGUCAAAGUACGGAGGCAUUUUGUUCUUGAGACUAGUUGGAGAUUUACAUGGUGCAAUUUGGAUUGUCUACUCAAAUUUUUGUAGGUAAUGAUUGUUCUUUUUUUUCUUUUUCUUUUUUUUUUUCUUUUUUUGGAAGAGGUGAUUAACAAGGACCAAUGAAUCUGUAUCAAAUCUAAUUUUUUAAGAUAUUCAUGGAGAUGGUUGGAUUGACAGAUGAAUGGGCUGCUUGCUUCUUUGAUGA
Molecule: messenger RNA, 917 nt
Organism: Olea europaea var. sylvestris
Lineage: Eukaryota; Viridiplantae; Streptophyta; Magnoliopsida; Lamiales; Oleaceae
Exons: 3
Coding region: 203-604 (133 amino acids)
Source: RefSeq, a predicted model, not a curated record